Molecule: messenger RNA, 3080 nt
Organism: Ilex paraguariensis (yerba mate)
Lineage: Eukaryota; Viridiplantae; Streptophyta; Magnoliopsida; Aquifoliales; Aquifoliaceae
Source: the annotation of a GenBank genome assembly
UCUCUCUCUCUCUCUCUCUCUCUCUCUCUCUCUCUCCUCUGUCACACACACACACACACAAACACAAACACGCACAGAAGGUAGAAACUAACAGAUUUCACACCUUCCAACCAGGGUUUCUGACCGUCAAUGAAACUCGAUGAUAUCGACCUGAAUUCGGACGCCGUUCCAGUUGAACCGAACACAGAGGUGUAUGGUUCUAACUUCUCUGAAUCCAAUGAUAGGGUUGACAUUUCAGAGUCUCGAACCCUAAUUGAACCUUCGAUUACUCAGGAGGAUCAAAUGGGUGGGUUUUCCAUUGAUAGUGAAAUUGGCCAGGCUAGGGUUUCAGCUGUUGGUGUAGUCCCGGAGUGUUGUCCGGUUAUGGGAUUUUCUGGCACAGAUGGAGGACUUGAAACAAAGGUAGGGAGGGUUGAGAAUGGAGAUGUGGGAGGUUCUGAUUCUCAAGUAGGGGAUUUGCGUCAGAUUGGAGGUAAAUCUAAUAAGAUCAGUUUUGUUGUGGAUUUGAGUCCUCGCUCUAGCGCAUAUGGGAAAUUUGAGUCUGGAAAUGGAAAUGGAAAUGGUGAUAAGGGAACCAAGAUUGAAGAGUUUUCCGGUGAUGCAGAUACACCCCUUUUGGAUAGUUUGGUAGAUAACGUGGCUUGUCAUAAUAAUAAUAAUAAUAAUAAUAAUAUUAGUGUUGUUCUUAAUGGAAACCAAGCUGUAGUAAAUGAACAAGACGCAACAGAUAUUGAUCAGCGGAAAUACAAUAAUAAUAUUAAGACUGCUACAUUGAAAGAGCUUCGUACUGAGAAACAAGGGGAAUAUCAUGUGGCUGAUCUGGUAUGGGGCAAGGUAAGGAGUCACCCAUGGUGGCCUGGACAGAUCUUUGAUCCUUCUGCUGCAUCAGCGAAAGCAAGGAAAUAUUCUAAGAAAGAUGGUCAUCUGAUAGCGUAUUUUGGGGACCAGACAUUUGCGUGGAAUGAUGCAUCACGGAUAAAGCCAUUUCAGAUGCAUUUCUCUCAGAUGGAGAAACAGAGCAGUAUGGAAGCUUUUUGUCGUGCUGUUGAUUGUGCAUUGGAUGAGGUUUGUAGGCGGGUGGAGUUUGGGCUGGCCUGUUCAUGCUCGUCAGAGGAAGAAUAUGCUAAGAUCAAAACCCAGGUUGUUCUUAAUGCUGGUAUCCGAGAAGAAUCAAGUAGAAGAGACGGUAGCGAUGACUUCUCUAGUGCAGCUUCUUUUAUGCCUACAACGUUUGUCCAGUAUCUAAAAGAAUUAGCUCAAGCCCCAUCUGGUGCAACUGAUAGAUUGGAGUUUUUGAUUGCCAGAGCUCAAUUGUUAGCCUUUAAUCGUUGGAAGGGUUAUGAUCAGCUGCCUGUAUUAGAAGUUUUUGAUGGGUUGCUCGAAAAUGAUGCUAGCAUUCCUAGGUCGUUGGAAAAGGAGGAUUCUGAUGAAGUAAUUGAGGAUGCAGUUGCAGGUUCUGAAGGUGAAGAGCAAGAUCCGUCUAUAAAAAUAAGAUCAGUUAUUCGACACAGUACAUCUCGGAAGCGUAAGCACAUCUCUGGUGAUGGGUUAAUCCCGAGCAAAAAAGAGAGAAGCAUAGUAGACUUGAUACCUGGGAGCAGCUUAAAGUUACAAAACAAUGACAGUAAAAUUGAAAAGAAUAGUGGCAGGAAGAUCACCUCUUUGUCUUCUGGUAAAAAAUGCCAGGCGGUUGAUUCUGUAUCUCGUGACUCAAUGAUGCGGCAUCAGAAAAGUCAUUUCUCACCGGGAUCUGUUAGUAAAAUGACUUCACAACCUAAAGAACUUCUCGAGGUUGGAGAGCGCAUUAGUAGGGUUGCAAGCCUGCUAGCUGAUUCAACACCAAUUCUCAAGUCUCAGGAUAAAACUUCUCAAAAAGCUGUGGCUGAAUAUGGUGGAAAACUGGCAAAAAGUUUGGGCACUGGGAAAGCACGUAAAAGAGAAAAGGUCAUUUCAGCACAGUACCCUCCUCCAGAUGAGAUGCUGUCAGAGCUCUGCUUGACUGCCAGAGAUCCCAUGAAAGGGUAUGGCUUUUUGAUGUCAAUGGCUAGUUUUUUCUCUGAUUUCAGAAAAUCAAUUUGCCUGGAGAAUUCCAGUUCAUGGACGGGCAAGGAGUCCAUUGGGAAAGUCCCAGGCAAUAAGAAACGAAAAAAGUCAUCCAACUUGGAAAAUUGUGCAACAUUUGGAUUUGAGGGUAUUGAAGACUCGUAUUGGACUGACAGGGUCAUUCAGGGCAACUCUGAGGAGCAAGUAUUAUUUGAAACUGAGACCCCAAUUGAGAAGGCUAUGCCCACUCUUAAACAAGAAGCAGCCGUUGAUAUAAUUCCGAACUUUGAUAAUAAACAGGAAACAACUGAUGGAAUUAUUGGGUUGGAAGCAGAGAAGCCAACUGGCCAGAAGGAUGAGGAAUGCAAGGUAAAUUUUCCUACUGCACUAAUUCUUAACUUCACAAACUUAGAAUCUGUUCCAUCAGUAGCAGAUCUGAACAAGAUAUUUAGCCGCUUUGGCCCAUUGAAUGAAUCGGAGACUGAAGUGCUUAGUAAGAGCAAGCGGGCAAAAGUGGUCUUCAAGAGGCAUUCUGAUGCUGACACUGCUUUCAGCAGUGCUGGGAAAUUCAGCAUUUUCGGACCUUCACUUGUAAGUUACAGCCUUAAGUACUCGCCACCACGUAAAACUUCCACCCCUGCUUCGAAGCGAAACAAAAAGGGUACAUCUAUGCAAGGCAAUGGAGUUUGAAAAUUAAUGGAGACCAGUUUAGGUAUUCAUCUAUUAUAUUUGACUUCUCUUUGGUCAUCUACUUAGAAAUUAUGGUCCCCUUGAAUGGAUUAUAUGAGUGUUAGAAAUUUUAUGCAACUAGCUAGGACUGACAUUUUGACGUAGAUAUGUUCCUGGGGUGGCCCUUGGGAGUCGACUCAAUUUUAUAUGUAUAACCAUGUCGUUUACAAUAAUUUCACUGUGCAUCGGAUUUUGAGACUUUCAGUUCGUUAAGUGCAUUUGUAAAUUCUUCUCUUUUUAAAAUUUAAUUUGUGGAUUGGCCGAGCUCUCUGUUUCAAUUGCCUGCUUUUAAUCCAAUCCAUACCAGU